Molecule: messenger RNA, 1169 nt
Organism: Rhodotorula graminis WP1
Lineage: Eukaryota; Fungi; Basidiomycota; Microbotryomycetes; Sporidiobolales; Sporidiobolaceae
Exons: 3
Source: RefSeq, a predicted model, not a curated record
GGCGUCGCGGCGCUCGGGAGGGCCGUUGGCUGCUCGGGUGGUCAUGCGGCGCGUGCGCACGAGCUGCACGGCGGCGAGGAGCGGCACCAGUGGGCGAGGCGGGACGAGGCGGCGACGGGCAAGGAGGAGUUCAGCACGACGACCUACCUCGGCGACGUGACGACCUACGUCAAGACGACGAGGCCCAUCGUCAACCCUGGCGGCUACACGUUCGGCACCCUCACGGGCUACGUCCCCGUCCCGACCACGACCGCGUCGUCGACCGCGGCCGCCGUCAACAGCACGUCCUCGUCGCCGUCCUCGCUCGAGCCCCCCGCCCCUUCGAGCGCGUCCUUCUCGCGCUCGGUCACGUCCCUCCCCGCCGCACCGACCUCGUCCUCCCCGCCCUCGUCCGCCCCGGCCUCAGCUUCGAGCGCGCCCGACACGCGUGAGCCCUGGGCCUCGCGCGACGCCGACGCCGACGCCGCCGAGUCGUCACCCGCCGCCACGCCGUCCGCCGCUCGUCGCCUCGUCAAGCGCGCUGCAGCGCCCGAGCCGGCGUGGGACUUUGCCGGCGUCGAUGCGCACUUGCUGCACCGCCGCGGCGAGGACUUUGAGGCGGCCGAGGGCGAGGCGGCGUCGUCGCAGGUCCAGAUACAGGAGCAGGAGGAGGCGACGGUUACGGGCAAGGAGGAGUUCAGCACGAGCACGAACCGGCAGGGAGGGGUCGUGACGCUCGUCAAGACGACGAGGCCCAUCGUUAACCCUGGCGGCUACGUGAUUGGCACCCUCGACGGCGCCUGGGUCGACGUCGCCCGCCAGACGGACCGCACGACCCUCCCGCCCUCGCCGACCUCGACCCUCGCCGCCGUCACCUCGUCGUCGUCGCGCACCUCGGUCCUCGACGCGGCUCCAGCGUCGAGCGUCGACGCGCCGACGACGACCGCUGCCCCGGCGCCGCCGGCGCACAAGCGCGCGCACGACGAGCUGCGCCGCAGGAACGUGGUGCAGCUGGCCUGAGCGGGCCCCUCGUCCGCGCCCUGCUCGACGCCGCACCUCGGUGGCAGUCGACGUGACACGCUGGUCGUCGUCGUCGUCGAUCCCCCCGUCGCCCCUGUCUACACUACCCUCUCUCUCUUUCCCCUUCGUUCCGACCGCCGUCGGCUCUCGGACCCGCACUUUUAGUUCGC